Gloeophyllum trabeum ATCC 11539 is the source of this 1379-nucleotide messenger RNA. RefSeq lists its product as uncharacterized. The transcript has 3 exons. Lineage: Eukaryota; Fungi; Basidiomycota; Agaricomycetes; Gloeophyllales; Gloeophyllaceae. Gene Ontology annotation, molecular function: DNA binding. Gene Ontology annotation, biological process: regulation of DNA-templated transcription. The annotation marks the transcript as partial. The record is from RefSeq and is a predicted model, not a curated record.
AUGUACACCAAUCGGCCCAACGCGCACACGCCUGCCUACACCGCGCAUUACUCUACAAACCGGCCAGGCCCCAACGUCACAGAUGAUUAUGAACGCUGGUACACCGAGGCCACGCCGAACAACCGGAUGCUACUAUCCCUGCGUUCUGGUAUCGACUCGGAAAUAUCCUGGGCCCUAGAUCGUCUAUGCAGACUCUGCAACAAUGAGCAAUUCAUGCUCAGGUCAAUACCUGGCCUUAUGGAUGCCCUGUUUGAGUGGCCGGAGUGGUAUCUCGAGCAGUGUGAGGAGGACAAGACCCAGUACGCAUGUUUAUUCUCGGCUCCCCGGGAGACCCAGCGCAAGAGACGGCAUGGCUUGGAAGCCCUGUUCAUCUUGAGAAAUUCUGCUAUCAAUGAGCCCAAUGCUGUCGAGCUAGCCAAUUACCCCCAAACCCUACCGAUGUUGUUGCAAAUACUCCAGAAGGUCCGUCCGAACACGGAUUCCAAUACGGAGUUCCUGCUUAACGCUAUCGAAAUACUUCAAAUGAUUGCUGUGGAUUUGACCUUUCCUACUAUGUCCCCCGCGGGGUCGAACCCCAUCCCUGCAUUAGAGCGCAUAAUUGGGCAUUCUACCAACCGCUCGUUGGUCAUCGCGUCCAUGGUCACCUUGAACCAUCUAUUAUCCAACCCUCGGAACUCGUCCUAUUUAUCUCCCGAAUCGCCUGCACUAGGCGCUUCUCUGCAAUACCUCUCGUUGUUCGUGGAUAGACCUCUCGUGGAUGCCUCGCUGAAUUAUUUAUACACCCACCUGUCGCACUACUCGAUGGCCAAGGCAUUCUUGCUUCAUCGUGAUAUGCCGAGCACGCUCAACUUGCUUGUGAGCCUGCUGUUGCAUGAACAAGUGGAGGAAACAGUAUCCUUGGACAUUAGCCCGCCAGUUGCGACGAUACCGACUACAGCGGUAGCACAACGCGAUCAUGAACUCACACAGGAAGAACUGGAGAGUCUCGUUUCUUUGCCGGAGCCUAACCGAUGUUACGAAUGGAUGAGGACGAUGUUCGUGCCGAAACAGGAGGGUGAACUGACCCAGGUCGAAUUUUGGAACCUCUACAAAGACCAGUUUUCACGCUUCGCAGACCGAUAUCCACUCCUGGUUGCUUCGGACGUGAUUAAGAAUGUGAACAUCGUCUUCCAGACAGCGCAAGCUAUGGUUCUACCCGGACCUCCACAAAAGUUCGUUGUAAGGGGCGUUGAUAGGAGGAAGGAUAGCACGGCUAGCGAAAGGUUCAAGUGUCAUUGGAACCGUUCCCAAUGCGCUGCGUCUCCUUUCAAUUCACCCAGUGAGCUCUACGAGCAUCUCUUAGCGCAGCAUAUACAGACAUACGAAAGCUCCGAGAUGCC